AUGAUUUCCUUUCCCGGGAUUCGAUCUCCCAACACAAAUCCCAAAGUCAGUACAAUUAAUAUUCUUUAUCUCUUUCUUUUUCUUUUUUUUCUUUCUUUCUCUUUUUGUUUUGCUUUCUUUCUUUUUUCUUUCUCUUUGUUUAUUUUUCCUUUCUUUCUUUCUUCCUUUCUUUCUUUCUUUCUUUGUUUCUCUUAUUUUUUUUCUUUCUUUCGCUUUCUUUCUUUCAUUUUAUUUUUCUAUCAUUCAUUUUAUUUUUCUUUCUUUCAUUUCUUUCUUUUGUUCUCUUUCUUUCUUUCUCGCUUUCUUUUUCUUUCUUUCUUUCUUUCUUUCUUUCUUUCUUUCCCUUUUUCUUUCUUUCGCUUUCUUUCCUUUUUUCUUUAUUUCUAUUUCUUUCUUUUUCUUUCUUUCUUUCUCGUUUUAUUUGUUUGUUUCUUUCUUUCUCGUUUGAUUUUUCAUUUUCUUUUUCUUUCUUUCAUUUUCUUUUUCUUUCUUUCAUUUCUUUUUUCUUUCUCUUCAUUUCUUUCCUUCUUUUUCUUUCUUUCUUAUUUUUCUUUCUCUAUGUUUUUCUUUCUUUUUCUUUUCAAUUUCGCUCUUUCUCGUUCUUUCUUUAUUUCAUUCUCUUUCUUUUUCUUUCUUUCUUUCUUUUUUCUUUGA
Acanthosepion pharaonis is the source of this 654-nucleotide messenger RNA. The record is from the annotation of a GenBank genome assembly. NCBI's taxonomy places the organism in Eukaryota, Metazoa, Mollusca, Cephalopoda, Sepiida, Sepiidae.